Molecule: messenger RNA, 3042 nt
Organism: Lachancea fermentati
Lineage: Eukaryota; Fungi; Ascomycota; Saccharomycetes; Saccharomycetales; Saccharomycetaceae
Source: the annotation of a GenBank genome assembly
AUGGAUCCCACUACGCCUAAACGUAAUGAGGACGUACAGGUUCCAGAGUCCUCGCCAAUAGCAGAUCAUGAAGUCGAUUCUUCUUCCCCGUUGAAGAGGGAUGUUGAAACAGCAUCAAUUUUACGUGACCGGUUUGUAUACAAACCUACUGAAAAGCCCAAACCAAUUUCCAAUGCAUCGAAUGGAGCCUCUGGCGGUUUAGAUGUAGAGCUUGGGAAGCUAAUUCAGGAGUACCCUGAGUUCUCUGAAACUUUGGUCAAAGCGGUGUUCAAAUCGAACUCGUUUAAUCUCAAAUUGGCGAGGGAACGUCUUGCCAAGAUCCAAUCCCAAAAAACAUCCAGAUCGUGGGCUUGGAAGCCAGGUGAAAGAAAGCCAACUAGCCGUCUCACGACGCUUAACAGACCUGACGAAGGGAAUAGUAGCAUCGUGUCUUCUCCGGAGAAAUCAUCCAAGAUCACUUUAGAGAAACAAAAAACAUCUAUUUUCGACCGUUACUCCCAUGUAAUGAAUAAUCGUCAUCGGCCCACUAUGGAAGCUGUAGUUGUCGAUCCUUCAACUAUUGCACAAGUGGAAUCUACAAGAAAAAGACGUAAAUUGGUACGGGCUGACGACCCCGUCAGAACUAGUAAUAAGAAAUCGUCUGUGUCGUUAUCCGAUGAAGAUGAGGAAGAGAUCAGUGGGGAUGAAGAUGUCAGCGGUGAUGAUUAUCAGGAAAAUACUCCCGAUGUGAAUAUUGAUGAAGAGAUUCUCAAGUUUAUCAAUACUGCUAAUGAGAAAGACAUUGCUGAUCUUGCGGAUACGACUCUGGAUAAAGCAUUAAUUCUUGUUUCUCGAAGACCAUAUCAUGAUCUUUACUCCUUUAGACAAAUGGACUUUCUCACUGAGGAGGAAGAGCGCAAACAGCAAGAGAAAAAGACAACAAGACGUGGCCAGCAAAAGAGAGAUGGUGAAAAAUUACUAGAUAAAAUGAUUCAAACGAUGAGAGGCUAUAACGCAAUCGACUCGCUCAUCAAGAGAUGUUCGUCUUAUGGUAACUUGAUCAGUUCCCAGAUGCAGAAAUGGGGUGUCAAUGUCGAGGAUAUCCAAAAUGGAGAAUUAAACUUCAUGGAUUUGGAGGUUGAUGACGACGAAGUUGAAGAUGAAGAAGAUGAUGCCCAAGCUUCUGACGAUCAUGAUAAAUCUAAAUCCACCUCGAAGAAAAGUAGCAGGGAUCCGGAUGAUAGUGAUUUUGAAGAUGAAGAAGAUUAUCAUGAAAGUGAUGACGAAGAUUAUGGCGGUAGAAGGACUCGCCACUCCACCAGGCGUGGUAGGGGCAGACCAAGACAUAAAGCUGUGAAAUUCUUUAAGCAUAAGCCUAAGCUACUGGCUGAAGAUAUAGACUUGAAGGAUUAUCAACAAACCGGUAUAAACUGGUUGAAUUUGCUAUACCAAAACAACAUGUCGUGUAUUUUAGCUGAUGAGAUGGGUCUAGGUAAGACAUGUCAAGUUAUUGCUUUCCUUGCUCAUUUGAAACAAACAAAUCAGCCUGGCCCUCACUUGGUUGUCGUGCCAUCUUCUACUUUAGAAAACUGGCUGCGUGAAUUCAGGAAGUUUUGCCCGGAACUAAAAAUUGAGCCCUAUUACGGAUCUCAGCAGGAGAGAGCUGAAUUACGGGAUAUCUUGGAAGAUAACGAAGGACAAUAUGAUGUGAUUGUUACUACUUAUAACUUGGCCUCUGGUAACAAGCAUGACGUCUCGUUUUUGAAAAAUCGAGGCUUUAACGUGGUAGUUUACGAUGAAGGGCACAUGUUGAAAAACUCGAUGUCAGAAAGAUUUACAAAGCUUAUGAAGAUUGAGGCAAAUUUCAGACUGUUGUUAACUGGUACUCCAUUACAAAACAAUCUCAAAGAACUUAUGUCGUUACUUGAGUUCAUAAUGCCAUCCUUGUUUAUUUCCAAGAAGGAUGAUCUAUCAGCGGUCUUUAGACAGCGUGCUAGAACAUCAGAUUCUAAUAAGGACUAUAAUCCGUUAUUGGCACAAGAAGCCAUCGCAAGAGCCAAAACCAUGAUGAAGCCCUUCAUCCUCAGAAGACGUAAGGACCAAGUUUUGAAGCAUUUACCUGCAAAGCACUCUAAAAUCGAGUAUUGCGACAUGACGCCUGUGCAGCGCGAGAUUUACAACAGAGAAAUUCAGCUGGUGCUUGAGCAUAAAAAGAUGUUGGCGGAAGGCGACGGCGAAUUGGACGGCAAGGACGAUUCUCGCAACAGAAACCAGUCCUCCAAAAACCUCAUCAUGGCGCUGAGAAAAGCCGCCAUCCACCCGCUUCUGUUCAGACAUAUCUUUACCGAUAAGAUCAUCAACAAGAUGAGCGACGCAAUCCUGGACGAACCAGAAUACGCGGAAAAUGGGAACAAGCAAUAUAUCAUGGAAGAUAUGAGUUACAUGAACGAUUUCGAGCUUCAUAGGCUCUGCAUGAAGUUCCCCGAUACACUGAGCCGAUACCAGCUGAAAGAUGACGAAUGGAUGAACUCGGGCAAGGUGGCCACGCUGUGUAAGCUUCUCAAAGAUAUUAUCGAGAACAGAAAAGAAAAGGUGCUUGUAUUCUCUCUUUUCACGCAGAUGCUCGACAUCCUGGAGCUCGUGCUUUCGACUCUCGGCAUCAAGUUCCUCCGGCUGGAUGGCUCGACCCAGGUCAAUGACCGCCAGGCACUGAUAGAUAAGUUCCACGACGACGAUACGGUCCCUGUGUUUAUCCUUUCAACCAAGGCCGGUGGGUUCGGCAUCAAUCUGGUCUGCGCCAACAAUGUUAUCAUUUUCGACCAAAGCUUCAACCCACAUGACGACAAGCAGGCCGCUGACCGUUCCCACCGUGUAGGCCAGACCAAAGAGGUUUACAUAUCCACUUUGAUCACUCGCGACUCCAUUGAAGAGAAGAUUCUCCAGCUAGCCAAAAACAAACUCGCGCUAGAUACGCACAUAAGCGAAGACAACAAAAGCGACGAAGUUCUUGAAACAAAAGUAAGCGAUAUGUUGGAGGAUAUUAUAUACGAUGAAAACAAAUAG